Caenorhabditis briggsae is the source of this 393-nucleotide messenger RNA. It is a transcript of the gene Cbr-hint-1, whose product is annotated as Protein CBR-HINT-1. Gene Ontology annotation, biological process: purine ribonucleotide catabolic process. Gene Ontology annotation, molecular function: hydrolase activity. Lineage: Eukaryota; Metazoa; Nematoda; Chromadorea; Rhabditida; Rhabditidae. Gene Ontology annotation, cellular component: nucleus; cytoplasm. Bases 1 to 393 code for a protein of 130 amino acids. The record is from RefSeq and is a predicted model, not a curated record. The transcript is spliced from 3 exons.
AUGUCCGAAGUGGAUAAGGCUCAACUGGCCGCCAUCAAUAAGGAUGUGCAGGCAAACGACACGAUUUUCGGAAAAAUUAUUCGCAAGGAGAUUCCGGCGAAAAUCAUUUUUGAAGAUGAGGAGGCCCUCGCAUUCCACGAUGUCUCUCCACAAGCUCCAAUUCACUUCCUGGUGAUCCCAAAACGUCGUAUCGAUAUGCUCGAAAACGCCGUUGACUCCGACGCUGCGCUCAUCGGAAAGCUUAUGGUCACCGCUGCCAAGGUCGCCAAAGAGCUGAAAAUGGCCGACGGCUAUCGUGUGGUCGUGAACAACGGAAAAGACGGAUGUCAAUCGGUCUAUCAUCUUCAUCUCCACGUUAUGGGAGGACGCCAACUUCAAUGGCCACCAGGAUAA